CUCGCCGCCGGUGUCAGUCUGACUCCCUCUAUCUCGCACUUAACUCCCUCCACGGGAUACCUCAAAGCACAUGCGGAAGUUUCCACCCCGGACAGCUGCUGCUGCUGCCGCCGCCGCCGCAGCUCAAAUGAGCUUCUGACAGUUGAUCAGUCGGAGGGGAAGCAGUGACAGCGAGGAGGUGGGCGAGGCGACACCGCCAGGAAACACCACAGCCGGAUCCGCUGGACUGGACCUCAGACCCGCGCAUGGCUUCUCUCGGCAGCGCAGAGCGACGGGCUUUCGCUCUGAAGAUCAACAGUAUGAAGACAUCAGAACACUCCAAGGAGAUCAGAGAAAAGGCUAUUGAAGGUAUCACUCAGGAGAUGGAUACAAAAAAAAUUCUAAGGCACAGUUCUGCAGAGGUUAGACGGAACUUCAUUGGGAACUAUGGCUUAUAUCACAGUCGGUCCAACUCCAGUUCGUCUCCCACGGCCUACGUCAAUGUGCCUCCGGCGUAUGACGCAGUGGAGCCAUUGGACCUGGAGGAGUUCCUGAUGUCACAGUUAAGAAGUGAAGACUCGGAUCUGAUGCAUGAAUUUGGAGACUUCCCUGACGAUGACCUGAAGGUGGAGCAGGUGGAGAAGGAGCGACGUACCAUCCGGCACUCUGUCCCAGAGGAUGGAGGCGACUUAGAUCCACAUGUGAGAGAUUGCGUGAAGAGUUACACCCAGCCAUGGCUGGUUGUUUCCAGGAGGUGCCAGGGGGAUGGCUGGAGUGCAUAUUCAGAGCGAGUCGGCCUGCAUAAAGUCCUGCAUAAGCAAAUCUUUGAGUCUGAUUUCCAACCAGAAAACAAAGACAAACCAGUCAAGUCCCCGACUCUCGCAGGGCUGAGUGACGACUCAAGCCGCACGCUGACCUCGUGUGAUUUUAAUUUGCGGAGCCUGACUCCAGACCAAAGGGUCGAGGGUCUGCUGGCCUUCAGCAGCCACGAGGAGCUGGAUCGCUUCAACCAGGAGGCGCGGCAUGCAAAAAGACAUCCCGAGGUGUUUGCGCUUUACCCGCCACCUGAUGAGGACGAUGCGGUGGAAAUCCGGCCCAUUCCCGACUGCCCCAAAGAACACACUGGAGAACGCAUCUUGAUUCGAUGCCAGGCCAUGAAGUUUGAAAUUGACAUCGAGCCCAUUUUUGCCACCAUGGCCUUAUAUGACCUGAAAGAGAAAAAAAAGAUAUCUGAGAACUUCUACUGUGAUCUCAACUCGGAGCAGUUUAGAAACUUCCUGAAACCUCACACUCCACAUGUGGAUCACUCCACCCUGGCCAGAUCUGCCAUCUUCUCUGUCACUUACCCAUCCCCUGAUAUAUACCUGGUCAUCAAGAUUGAGAAGGUCCUCCAGCAAGGAGAGAUUAGUGACUGUGCUGACCCCUAUUUAACAAUGCGGGAGAGUGACUCUACGAAGAACAGAGACAAACUUGAGAAACUGAAGAGCCAGGCAGAGGCUUUCUGCCAGAGGCUGGGCCGCUAUCGCAUGCCUUUUGCUUGGGCGACAGUUAACAUCAUGGAGGUCAUCUCUCAAACUGCUGCCUCGGACCGCGAUGUCACAGAUUCUGACAGCGUGAAAGGAGGUAAAUCCAGCAGCAUGGACCGGAAAGCUCAGCUCCCUAGGAGGAACUCCGAGCGUUUCACUAGCAUGGAGGAAGCUUGUUAUAACGUUCACACUUUCAAACCUGCAACCAUCACCAUCCCUACGAUUUUCAAACAGGAAGGGGAUCGUCUAAGUGAUGAGGAUUUAUUGAAAUUCUUAGCUGAUAUUAAGAAAUCUUCAACUCCACAAAGAAGGAUCAAGACAAUACCAGGUUGCAUUAAAUUGGACAUGUCUCCCAUCCACGACACGCCGCAGGCCUGCCUGUCCACCGAACUCAUCCCUCUCAUACCCGUGGCUGAGAAAAACAUCCGUUCGAUCAAAGAGGUGUUGGAGUUUCCCUCCAGUGAAGUUUACGUCCCUCACAACAUUUACAGGAACCUGCUCUUUGUCUACCCUCAGAGACUAAACUUUGUCAACAGGCUCACGUCAGCAAGAAAUAUCACCAUCAAAAUCCAAUUUAUGAGUGGAGAGGACCCCAGUUGUGUUCUGCCUGUUAUUUAUGGGAAAUCCAGCGGCCCCGAGUUGUUACAAGAAGUUUACACGCCUGUUACAUACCAUAACAAGUCUCCAGACUUCUACGAGGAGGUGAAGCUUUCCCUUCCAGCCCGUGUGACGGAGAGGCAUCACUUGCUGUUCACUUUCUACCACAUCAGCUGCCAACAGAAACAGAACCAGAGCGGCAACUGCGAGACCCUCAUUGGAUACUCUUGGUUGCCCAUCCUGAAUUGCGACCGGCUGCAGACGGGGCAGUUUUGUCUGCCCAUCGUUCUGGAGCGACUUCCUGUCAACUACUCCCUACACACUCCAGAGAAACUUCCACCCCAGGCCCCUCCGGUCAAGUGGAUGGAGAGCCACAAAGGGCUUUUCAACCUUGAGGUCCAAGCUGUGUCAUCUGUUCACCCUCAAGACAAUCACUUGGAGCGUUUCUUCACCCUGUGUCAUGCGCUGGAAGGUGGAACUACAUUCCCCGUGCGGAUCAAGGAUGAGAAGAUUCCCGAGAACAAACUGGAGCACGAGCUGAAGCUCAGCAUCAUAUCUCUGCCCUCCUCUAAUUUAGAGCCUCUGGUGCUCUUCCUCCACCGAGUACUGGAUAAACUUUUCACCCUCAUCAUGCAGCCCAUGGUCAUAGCUGGCCAAACUGCCAAUCUGGCCCAGAUAGCCUUUGAAUCGGUGGUGUCUAUUGUCAACAGCCUUCAUAACAGCCAGGAACUAUUCAGGGACCAGCUGGGAAGAAAUAUCCUUUUAGCAACCUACCUUUACUGGGUCUUUCGUCUUCCUGAUCCCCCCCGAGACUCGCAGAAUGCCGGUCCAGCAGGUUCAGCUCCAUCGUCAGACAGCCGUUACAUGACCAUAGGCCCGGCAACGGCCGCCAGAGUCGGUAGCAUGCUCCUCCAGUCCCGGAUCCGCAGCAGUAGCAACCCCGACAUCCCUGCUCAGCAAGCUUCUGAUGAAGAUGCAGAGAUCAAAGACAUUCUCUCUGCAAAGGGCCUCAACUACCCGGGCAGCCGCGUGUCCACCUAUGUGGAAACCAGCAACUACCAGAACUCUGCAGGAAGCACAAGGCCGUCCAACAGAAAGCAAUUUCACGAGGAGCUGGCUCUGCAGAUGGUCGUCAGCACUGGCGUCUGCAGAGAAAACGCUUACAAAUAUGCCUGGUUCUUCUUUGAGCUGUUGGUGAAAAGCAUGGCUCAGCAUGUGUCUCAGCUCGACAGGUACACUGUCCCCCGAAGGAGCCGCUUCUCCGACAGAUUCAAAGAUGACGUCACCACCAUCGUCUCUGUGGUCACAGCAGAGAUUUGCACAAUCCUCGUCAAACAACAAAAGGAGGUAGAGCAAGCAGAGAAAAUCAACAUCAGUCUGGCCUUCUUCCUCUACGACCUGCUGUCCCUCAUGGACCGAGGGUUUGUUUUCCAGCUUGUGAGAAACUACUGCAACCAGAUGUCCGCCAAGAGUGUUUCAAUGCCAACUUUGAUCAGCAUGCGCCUGGAGUUCCUACGAAUCCUCUGCAGCCAUGAGCACUACCUCAACCUGAGCCUCUUCUUCAGCAGCCCGGCUUCUGCGCCCGCCUCUCCCUGUCCGUCCAUUUCUUCGCAGAGUUCUGGCUCCUACCAGGAACAGCAGAGGAUCUUGGCAUUGUUUGAUCUGUCUCAGGAAUUCAAGCAACAGCAUUACCUCACCGGUUUGCUCUUAACGGAACUUAGCGCAGCACUUGACAUGGAGUCAGAAGGGGGAAAGGUUCAAAGGAAGGCGAUCAAUGCAAUUUACAGCUUGCUGUGUUCCCAUGAUCUGGAUGAUCGUUGUGUUGAAACUGAUGUCAGAGCCAAGGUGUCUGCUCUCUACCUCCCCCUGGUGGGGAUUAUUAUAGAGUCGACCAACUACCUGGAUUUCACAGUUUGUGACACGCGCGCCGGCAAGAACAAGACCGGCGAAUCCGAGGAUGACCUUGAAAACGUGCCGCCUAUCAAUCAGUCUGUUGCCAUGGCGAUUGCCGGGAAUCCCUUCAACACGUUGGGGCGUAACGUUCUCAUCUCCAUGGCAUCCCUGCAAGGUAAAUCUGUUGCCACCCUGGCUGCAGACACCAGUCGCCACCUGCUAGUUUGUUUCCUCUGGGUGAUGAAGAAUGCUGAUGGAAACCUUAUCCAGCGCUGGACCGUGGAUAUGCCUCCUUCACAACUCAAUAAACUGCUGGAGCUCCUCACUAUAUGUGUAUCUUGCUUUGAGUACAGGGGUAAGCAGAGCAGUGACAAAGUGAGCACACAGGCCUUACAGAAAUCUCAGCAGGCCAAGCUGCAGCUAGAAGAAGCCCUGCUGAGAGGAAUGGGAGCCCGUGGAGAAAUGAUGAAACGGGUUGGAGGAACGGACAGAACUGUGGGUCAGAGAGAGAACCUGCGCUGGAGGAAAGACCUGACUCAGUGGAGACAAACAAACGAUCGACAGGAUAAAACAAAAGCAGAGUUGGACCAGGAGGCUCUCAUCAGUGGGAAUUUAGCCACAGAGGCUAAUCUUAUAGUCCUGGACCUUUUGGAGACCAUAAUACAGGCGGUGCCGUUAAAUGAGUGUAAAGAUAGCAUUGUUGGCGGCGUGUUGAAGGUGCUACUCCACUCUCUCACCUGCAACCAGAGCACCACUUUCCUCCGUCACACCUUCAGCACACUGAGAGCACUUGUCGUCAAGUUCGGAGACCUGUUGUUCGAGGAGGAGGCGGAGCAGUGUGCAGAUCUGUGCCAGAAGGUGCUUCAGUACUGCAGCAGCCCUGUUGACGAGAACAGGAGCCAGGCAUGUGCCACGCUCUAUCUCAUCAUGAGAUACAGCUACAGUAAUGCCAGCAACUUUUCAAGGGUGAAGAUGCAGGUCACCAUGUCACUGGCCUCACUGGUGGGUAAAUCAUCAGACUUCCAGGAGGAAUAUCUAAGGCGCUCCCUCCGCACCAUCCUGGCUUAUGCAGAGGAGGAUGCCGAGAUGCAGAACACCCAGCUGUCGUCACAGGUGGAUGAGCUAUUAAGAAACCUCAACAGCAUCUUGUCAGACACUGUGAAGAUGAGGGAGUUCCAGGAGGAUCCCGAAAUGCUUAUGGAUCUUAUGUAUAGGAUAGCAAAGGGCUACCAGACGUCUCCUGACCUCCGUUUGACCUGGCUGCAGAACAUGGCAGAGAAGCACAACAACAGGAAGUGUUAUACAGAGUCAGCCAUGUGCCUGGUCCAUGCUGCUGCUCUGGUGGCUGAGUACCUCAGCAUGUUGGAGGAUCACAAAUACCUUCCUGUUGGAAGUGUCACCUUUCAGAACAUUUCCCCCAAUGUGCUUGAGGAGUCAGCUGUGUCCGAUGACAUCCUGUCCCCGGACGAGGAUGGCGUGUGCUCGGGACGGUACUUCACGGAGAGCGGCUUGGUGGGAUUGCUCGAACAGGCAGCUGAGCUUUUCAGCAAUGGUGGUCUCUAUGAGGCAGUGAAUGAAGUGUACAAGAUCAUCAUACCAAUCUUGGAGGCUCGAAGAGAUUUUCGAAAACUGGCUUCCACACAUGACAAGCUUCAAAGAGCUUUUGAUAACAUCAUCCAGAAGGGCCACAAGAGGAUGUUUGGCACCUAUUUCCGUGUGGGUUUUUAUGGAGCCAAGUUUGGAGACCUGGAUGAACGGGAAUUUAUUUACAAGGAGCCUGGAAUCACGCAUCUGCCCGAGAUAUCACACAGGCUAGAGAACUUCUAUAGCCAGUGUUUUGGAGAUGAGACAUUGGUGAUGAUUAAGGACUCUACACCGGUGGACAGAAAACUGCUCAACCCCAGCAAGGCGUAUAUUCAGAUCACAUACGUGGAACCCUACUUUGAUGACUAUGAGAUGAAAGACCGUCUAACGAACUUUGAGAAGAACUUCAACCUGAGGCGGUUUAUGUACACCACGCCCUUCACCAAGAGUGGACGACCUCGGGGUGAGCUCAACGAGCAGUACAAGAGGAAGACCAUCCUCACCACCAUGCACGCCUUCCCCUAUGUCAAGACACGCAUCAAUGUCAUCCAGAAAGAGGAGUUUGACCUUACUCCCAUAGAGGUGGCCAUAGAGGACAUGCAGAAGAAAACUAGGGAGCUUGCAGUUGCCACGCAUCGGGAGCAACCUGAUGCUAAGAUGCUACAGAUGCUGCUACAAGGCUCUGUGGGAGCCACUGUUAACCAGGGCCCGCUGGAGGUGGCCCAGGUCUUCCUGAAUGAGAUCCCGGCAGACCCCAAGCUCUUCCGUCACCACAAUAAACUGCGCCUGUGUUUCAAAGAGUUUAUAAUGAGGUGUGGUGAGGCUGUUGAGAAGAAUAAGCACUUAAUCACAUCAGACCAGAAGGAGUACCAGCAGGAGCUGAAGAAGAACUACAACCGCCUGAGAGAAAACCUGAGGCCCAUGUUGGAGAGAAAGAUUCCCGAGCUUUACAAACCCAUCGUCAGGCCUCGGCUGGAGAACAGGGACUCUUUCAAACGUCUCAGUUUCCGCAGAACUCUGGAGGAAAACUCCUGAGAUGCCUCAGCUUGUUGGGCGGUGCUGCAGAAAGGAGAGGGAAACUGUCACAAAGUCUAAGGCAUAAAAGAAGAUGAGCUGAAAAGAACUGCUGGUGACACCUCGGAAAGUAUCUGACGAAAAAGGCGUGUCAACAUGGAGGACUCAACUUUUAUUAUCCUUUUUUUUGUAAAUUCAGCAUUGUGCAUACAUGCAUGACCACUUUUGUAAUGUUAUGUAUGCUGUAUAAGAACAGAGCACAGAAAAAAGGGUAAAUGGUUAUCCUUAGCAAAGUGUAGCUUUUUAAAUAUUUCACUGUAAAAUCAAGUCCUGAUAAUGCUGCAAACAUUUUCUCCUGGUCAGCAAAGUUCUUUUACUGACCCAGUGUUCAUACUAUGUAUAUUCUGCUAAUGAUUGUGUCCUGUAUGUAUGUACAUCUCUGAAUGAACAUGCUGAUUUACAUAUGGCACAGAAUAAAAGAGUUUGACUGAUCAACAGUUCUGGUUGGCGCUACAGAACCUCUGGGUUUCUAUGCAUGACAUUUUUUAGUUUAAGCAGCAAUUAUUUGAACUGGAUGGAUUAUGCACUGGAGAAACAUGUACAAAUUUCUGCGUUUGCUUGUAUCCUUGUCUUGCUUCCUUACUUCUGGGCAUUCAGCAUUUAACGAACAAACAGGAGCAGGAAAUCCUCUCUGAGGUCUAAACUGCAGCUCGCAGAUGCAUAAAUGCCACUUUUUUUGUAUAUAGUUUCACUUACAAAAAUUAAAAAGUGUUAUGCAUUUUAUUUGAUAGCAAUUUUUUUGUGUAUAUAGCAGUUCCAGUGCCAAAUUUAAAGCAUUUCUUUGUAUCUUGCAUGAGAAACUUCAGAAGAAUUGCAAUAUUUUUGAAAAUCCAACCAGCACAGGCUAUGCUGAAAUACUUUUUCAGUAAAGAUUUGCAAUACCUGCUUUUGAACAGGAAAUUUUGCUAAUCUUAUUUACAUACAUGACUGCUCAACCUGUUAGUUUUAUGUUCUAGGUCACAAUGUAUUUAAUGUAAAUGUGUUUAUUUUUCAUAAAUGGAAAUACAUUUUAAAUACAUUAUCAUUGCUCAGUUGAUUGUAUUUAUUAGCUGUUAGAUUUUUUUUAAUGGUUUAGUAAAACAAAGUCAUGGAACUUGCUGUAUCAACUAAGUAUUAAAGUGCAUUUCUAUUUUUGAACUAAUCUAAAUGUGUGUUGUAAGAUAUAUUUGUGGCAUUCAAAUUUGUUGUGUAUUUGUUCAUACCGUUUGUUUUACUAAGUUAGGAACCUCUGUAAAGCACAAUCCUUAUGCAGAAAGUUAAUAAAUUUAACAUAUGCAUAUUUA
Messenger RNA from Poecilia reticulata (guppy), 7936 nucleotides. It is a transcript of the gene dock8, whose product is annotated as dedicator of cytokinesis 8. NCBI's taxonomy places the organism in Eukaryota, Metazoa, Chordata, Actinopteri, Cyprinodontiformes, Poeciliidae. Gene Ontology annotation, biological process: positive regulation of establishment of T cell polarity; positive regulation of T cell migration; small GTPase-mediated signal transduction. The record is from RefSeq and is a predicted model, not a curated record. Gene Ontology annotation, molecular function: guanyl-nucleotide exchange factor activity. Gene Ontology annotation, cellular component: cell leading edge.